Molecule: messenger RNA, 9050 nt
Organism: Hypomesus transpacificus
Lineage: Eukaryota; Metazoa; Chordata; Actinopteri; Osmeriformes; Osmeridae
Product: neurogenic locus notch homolog protein 1-like
Exons: 35
Coding region: 244-7713 (2489 amino acids)
Biological process (GO): establishment or maintenance of epithelial cell apical/basal polarity; regulation of DNA-templated transcription; cell differentiation
Cellular component (GO): plasma membrane; protein-containing complex
Molecular function (GO): calcium ion binding; protein binding; signaling receptor activity
Source: RefSeq, a predicted model, not a curated record
GUGGAAGAACUUUCAGAGUUGCGCGAGGUACAUCAUUCACAACACAGGAGCGAGCGCGUUAACAUCUAUGUAUUGAGUUCUCUCCCAAGACGAUCCGCUCACGAGUGAGUCGUCUGGCUGGUUCUAUUUAUUUAAGAAAAGGAUAUUUAUUUAUUUUCGAGCCGCUUCUGGAGUUAACGAAAUUGUGGAUCUAUGCACACCCCACGUGGAACUGUACGACAUUUGUCAAGUUGAAGAGAAGGAAUGUAUCAUAUCUUUGUGAAACUGAUAUUUCUGAUUCCAGCCAUCGUCAGAACACAAGGUCUAAGAUGCUCUCUGCCCACUGAAUCAUGUCUGAACGGAGGGAGGUGUGAGGCCUCCCCUGACGGAAACGGAGAAUGCAAGUGUACCAGUGACUAUGUGGGCAGCAGGUGCCAGUACCCCAGCCCAUGUAGCCCCUCCCCCUGCAGGAACGGCGGCGAGUGCCGCUCGGUCUCCCACGGCAACACGUUCGACUUCCGCUGCGUGUGCCGCCUGGGUUUCUCCGACCGGCUGUGCCUCACGCCUACCAACCACGCCUGCAUGAGCUCCCCCUGCAGGAACGGAGGCACCUGCGACCUGCAAACCCUCAGCGACUACCACUGCCGCUGCCCACCCGGCUGGUCAGGGAAGACGUGCCAGCUCGCCAACCCCUGCGCCUCCAACCCCUGCGCCAACGGGGGCCAGUGCUCCCCCUUCGAGUUCCACUACAUCUGCGCCUGCCCGCCCUCCUUCCACGGCCAGACCUGCAAGCAGGACGUCAACGAGUGCGCCCAGAGCCCGUCGCCGUGCCGCAACGGGGGCGUGUGCGUGAACGAGGUGGGCUCCUACCACUGCCGCUGCCCCCAGGAGUACACGGGCGCACACUGCCAGACGCCUUACCUGCCCUGCAGCCCCUCGCCCUGCCACAGCGGCGGCACCUGCGUCCAGAAGGGAGACACCGUCUACGACUGCAGCUGCCUGCCAGGCUUCACAGGGCAGAACUGUGAACAUAACAUCGAUGACUGUCCCGGUCAUACCUGUCAGAACGGAGGCCUGUGUGUGGAUGGAGUUAACACCUACAACUGCCAGUGCCCCCCUCACUACACCGGUCAGUACUGUACCGAGAACGUGGACGAGUGUGAGCUGAUGCCUAACGCCUGUCAGAACGGCGGCACGUGCCACGACACGCACGGCAGCUACCACUGCGUCUGCGUCAACGGCUGGACGGGCGACGACUGCAGCGAGAACAUCGACGACUGCGCCAGCGCCGCCUGUUACCAUGGCGCCACCUGCCACGACCGCGUGGCCUCCUUCUUCUGCGAGUGCCCGCACGGACGCACAGGUCUGCUUUGCCACCUCGACGACGCCUGCAUCAGCAACCCGUGUCAGAAGGGCUCCAACUGUGACACCAACCCUGUGAACGGCAAGGCCAUCUGCACCUGCCCUCCCGGUUACACAGGCUCCGCCUGCAACCAGGACAUAGACGAGUGCUCCUUGGGUGCCAACCCUUGUGAGCACGGCGGACGCUGCCUCAACACCAAGGGCUCCUUCCAGUGCAAGUGUCUCCAAGGCUACGAGGGCCCGCGCUGCGAGAUGGACGUCAACGAGUGCGUGUCAAACCCCUGCCAGAAUGACGCCACCUGCCUGGACCAGAUUGGAGGGUUCCACUGCAUUUGCAUGCCAGGCUACGAAGGUGUGUUCUGUCAGACGAACACAGACGAGUGUUCCAGCAACCCGUGCCUCAACAACGGCAAGUGCAUCGACAGGAUCAACUCCUUCCACUGCGAGUGCCCCAAAGGUUUCUCUGGCAGCCUGUGCCAGGUGGACAUUGAUGAGUGUGCCAGCACCCCCUGCAAGAACGGGGCCAAGUGCACCGACGGAGCCAACAAGUACACCUGUGAAUGCACAGAAGGCUACACAGGCCAGCACUGUGAGACGGACAUCAACGAGUGCUACUCAGACCCAUGUCACUACGGCACCUGCAAAGAUGGCCUGGCCUCGUUCACCUGCUACUGUCGCCCUGGUUACACGGGCCGUCUGUGCGAGACCAACAUCAACGAAUGUCUGUCUCAGCCCUGCAAGAACGGGGGCAACUGCCAGGACAGAGAGAACAGCUAUGUGUGCGCCUGCCCCAAGGGCACUGCAGGUUUCAACUGCGAGGUGAACCUGGACGACUGUAAGAGCAAGCCCUGCGACUACGGCAGGUGCAUCGACAAGAUCAAUGGCUACGAGUGUGCGUGUGAGCCAGGCUACACAGGCACCAUGUGCAACAUCAAUAUCGACGACUGUGUCAUCAACCCGUGCCACAACGGCGGCACCUGCAUCGACGGCAUCAGCAGCUUCACCUGCCUGUGCCCGGAGGGCUACAACGACGCCACCUGCCUGGCACAGGUGGACGAGUGUGGCAGCAACCCCUGUAUCCACGGCCGAUGCCACGACCUGGUCAACGGCUAUAAGUGCUUGUGUGACUCAGGCUGGAGCGGGCCCAACUGUGACAUCAACAACAACGAGUGUGAGUCCAACCCCUGCAUGAACGGGGGAACCUGCAAGGACAUGACCAGCGGAUACCACUGUACCUGCAGAGCUGGGUUUAGUGGUCCUAACUGUCAGACUAACAUCAACGAGUGUGGCUCCAACCCCUGCCUGAACCAGGGCAGCUGCAUCGACGACGUGGCCGGAUACAAGUGCAACUGUGUGCUGCCCUACACUGGUGAGACGUGCGAGACCCUGCUCGCCCCCUGCAGCCCCCGGCCCUGCAAGAACGGAGGGGUGUGCAAGGAGUCCGAGGACUACCAGAGCUUCUCAUGUGUCUGCCCCGAGGGCUGGCAAGGCCAGACCUGUGAGAUAGACAUCAACGAGUGUGUGAAGAGUCCAUGUCGCAACGGCGCCACGUGCCACAACACGGUGGGCAGCUACCAGUGCAACUGUCGCCCCGGCUACACCGGCCAGAAGUGCGAGACGGACAUAGACGACUGCAAGCCCAACCCCUGCAGUAACGGAGGCCUGUGCCGGGACGGCGUGGACAGCUUUGUGUGCACAUGCUUGCUGGGCUUCCGCGGGGGGCGCUGCGAGGAGGACAUCAACGAGUGCGAGAGCAACCCCUGCAAGAACGGGGCCAACUGCACAGACUGUGUCAACAGCUACACCUGCUCCUGCCCCCCUGGCUUCAGCGGCAUCAACUGUGAGAUCAACACCAAUGACUGCACUGAGAGUUCCUGCUUCAAUGGAGGCACCUGCAUGGAUGGGAUCAAUGCCUUCACCUGCCUGUGUCUCCCUGGCUUCACCGGCAUCUACUGCCAACAUGACAUCAACGAGUGCGACUCCAAGCCCUGCCAGAAUGGGGGCACAUGCCUGGACAGCUACGGCACCUACAUGUGCACCUGCCCUCAAGGAUACAUUGGGAUCGACUGCCAGAACCUGGUGCGUUGGUGUGACUCGUCCCCCUGUAAGAACGGGGGCUCGUGCUGGCAGCAGGGGGCGUCCUACACCUGCCAGUGUCAGACGGGCUGGACAGGACUCUACUGUGACAUCCCCAGCGUGUCCUGCGAAGUGGCAGCCAAGCGGCAAGGCGUGGAGGUGGCCCACCUGUGCAGGAACUCUGGCCAGUGCCUGGACGCGGGGAACACCCACUACUGUCGCUGCCAGGCGGGCUACACGGGCAGCUACUGUCAGGACCAGGUGGACGAGUGCUCCCCCAACCCCUGCCACAACGGUGCCACCUGCACCGACUACUUGGGGGGUUACAGCUGUGAGUGUCUCCCAGGCUACCAUGGUGUGAACUGCUCCAAGGAGAUCAACGAGUGUCUGUCCCAGCCCUGCCAGAACGGAGGCACCUGCAUCGAUCUUAUCAACACCUACAAGUGCUCCUGCCCCAGAGGGACACAAGGCGUUCACUGUGAGAUAAACCUGGAUGACUGCAACCCCUCCACGGACCCCCUGACCAAUGAGCCCAAGUGCUUCAACAAGGGCAAGUGUGUAGACCGGGUGGGGGGCUACCACUGCCAGUGUCCCGCCGGCUACGUGGGCGAGCGCUGCGAGGGCGAUGUCAACGAGUGUCUGUCCGACCCCUGCGACCCCCGAGGGUCCUACAACUGCAUCCAGCUGACCAACAGCUACCGCUGCGAGUGCCGGACAGGAUACACAGGCCAACGCUGUGACAAGGUGUUCGACGGCUGCAAGGGCCGGCCUUGCAGGAACGGUGGAACAUGCGCCGUGGCCAGCAACACGCCGCAUGGUUUCAUCUGCAAGUGUCCACCGGGCUACACCGGCUCCUCCUGCGAGUACGACUCGCGUUCCUGCGGCAGCCUGAACUGCAGGAAUGGCGGCACGUGCGUGUCGGGUCACCUGAGCCCCCGCUGCCUCUGCCCCGUCACCUUCACGGGGCCGGAGUGCCAGACCCCCACCGACAGCCCCUGCAACUCCAACCCCUGCUACAACGGCGGCACCUGCCAGGGCAUCACCGACGCCCCCUACUUCCACUGCAGCUGCCCCUCCCACUUCAAUGGCCUGCUCUGCCACAUCCUGGACUACUCCUUCCCUGGCGGCUUCGGCAGGGACAUCACCCCCCCUCCCGAGGUGGAGGUGAGCUGCGAGAUCCAGCAGUGCGACGAGUGGGCGGGCAACCACAUCUGCGACUCGCUGUGCAACAACCACGCGUGCGGCUGGGACGGCGGCGACUGCUCGCUGAACUUCGACGACCCCUGGCAGAACUGUUCGGCGGCGCUCCAGUGCUGGCGCUACUUCAACGACGGGAAGUGCGACGAGCAGUGCAACAGCCCCGGGUGUCUGUACGAUGGCUUCGACUGCCAGAGCCAAGAAGGGCAGUGCAAUCCUCUGUAUGACCAGUACUGUAAGGACCACUAUGCGGAUGGCCACUGCGACCAGGGAUGCAACAACGCCGAGUGCGAGUGGGACGGGCUGGACUGCGCCAACAACAUGCCCGAGAAGCUGGCCGACGGCCACCUGGUCCUGGUGAUCCACAUCGCCCCGGAGCAGCUGAGGAACGGCUCGUCGGCGUUCCUCCGCGAGCUCAGCAGCGUGCUCCACACCAACGUGAUCUUCCGCCGCGACGCCAACGGCGAGCCCAUGAUCUUCCCGUACUACGGCAGCGAGCAGGAGCUGGCCAAGCACAACGUCAAGCGCUCCACCGAGGGCUGGCCCGACUGGGCCGGGGUGCCGGCCAACGUCCUGGGCCAGAUGAAGGAGGGCGUGAGCUCCAUGAUCAGCCCCCGCCGACGCAGGGAACUGGACCCCAUGCAGGUCAAAGGGUCAGUGGUGUACCUGGAGAUCGAUAACCGCCAGUGCUACCAGCAGUCCCAAGAGUGCUUCCAGAGCGCCACCGAUGUGGCAGCCUUCCUCGGAGCGCUUGCCUCCAGUGGGAAUCUCAACGUCCCCUACAUCGAGGCCGUCACCAGUGUGAGACCCACCCCGCCCUCCACAGAGCUGUACCCCAUGUACGUGGUGUUCCUGGGGCUGGCCGCGCUGGGCUUUGUCUGCCUGGGCGUGCUGGUGAGCAGGAAGAGGAGGAGGGAGCACGGCCAGCUGUGGUUCCCCGAGGGCUUCAAGGUGUCGGAGCCCAGCAAGAAGAAGCGCAGGGAGCCUGUCGGGGAGGAUUCUGUGGGACUCAAGCCUCUGAAGAACUCUGACAUCAAUCUGAUGGACGAUACGCACACAGAGUGGGGGGAGGAGGAGCCAGACUCCAGGCGCUUCAGGUUUGAGGAGCAGGCCAUGCUGGACCUGGACGACCACACCGACCACAGGAAGUGGACGCAACAACAUUUGGACGCGGCCGACCUGCGCAUCCCCUCCAUCGCCCCCACGCCACCGCAGGGAGAGAUCGAGAACGACUGCAUGGACGUAAACGUCAGAGGACCCGAUGGCUUCACCCCCCUGAUGAUCGCCUCGUGCAGCGGGGGAGGCCUGGAGACGGGGAACCUGGAGGAGGAGGAGGACCCGUCUGCCGAGAUCAUCUCCGACUUCAUCUACCAGGGCGCCAACCUCCACAACCAGACGGACCGCACGGGCGAGACGGCCCUCCACCUGGCGGCGCGCUACGCCCGCUCCGACGCCGCCAAGCGCCUGCUGGAGUCCAGCGCCGACGCCAACGUCCAGGACAACAUGGGCCGGACGCCGCUGCACGCGGCCGUGGCCGCCGACGCGCAGGGCGUGUUCCAGAUUUUGAUCCGAAAUCGGGCCACCGACCUCGACGCGCGCAUGCAUGACGGCACCACCCCCCUGAUCCUGGCUGCCCGUCUGGCCGUGGAGGGCAUGGUGGAAGAGCUUAUCAACUGCCACGCUGACGCCAACGCCAUCGACGAUGCCGGUAAAUCUGCCCUUCAUUGGGCAGCAGCCGUGAACAAUGUGGAGGCUGCCAUGGUGCUGCUGAAGAACGGAGCCAACAAGGACAUGCAGAACAACAAGGAGGAGACUCCUCUGUUCCUGGCAGCCAGGGAGGGCAGCUACGAGACAGCCAAGGUCCUCCUGGAGCACUUUGCCAACCGUGAGAUCACCGACCACCUGGACCAGUUGCCCCGGGAUAUCGCCCAGGAGCGCAUGCACCACGACAUCGUCCGUCUGCUGGACGAGUACAACCUGGUGAGGAGCCCCGGGCUCCACAGCGGGCCGCUCAGCGCCAACAGCCUGUCCCCGCCGCUCUGCUCGCCCAACGGGUACCUGGGCAGCCUCAAGCCCACGCCCUCGGGGAAGAAGGUCCGCAAGCCCGGCUCCGGGGGGAAAGGAGGGAAGGAUGGAGGGAAGGAGAUGAGGGUGAAGAAGAAGAAGUCGGUGGACGGGAAGGGGAACCUGCUGGACACCUCGUCCGUCCUGUCCCCCGUCGACUCCCUGGAGUCCCCUCACGGGUACCUCUCCGAUGUGGCGUCCCCCCCGAUGACGUCCCCCUUCCACCAGUCCCCACCCAUGUCCCUCAACCACCUGCAGGGCAAUGGCGACGCCCACAUGGGUCAGAUGGGCAUGGGCAAGGGUCAGCAGGACAUGGGGCGCAUGACCUUUGACCCCAACCCUCCGCGUCUCUCCCACAUGCCCGUUUCCAGCCCCAGCAGCCAGGGCACCAUGAGUAUGGUCAUGGGCGGCGCUGGGGGCCACGGCGGCCAGUGUGAUUGGGUGUCCAGGAUGCAGCACGCUGGCAUGGCCCAGCAGGGAGGGUUCAACCAAGGCCCACCCAUGUCCCACGGAAUGAUGGGAAAUCUCCAUGGUGUUUCCACGGCGACCCUGUCCCAGAUCAUGGGCUACCAGAGCAUGCAGACCAGCCACCUGGGCUCCUCCAACCACCUGAUGCAGCAGCACCAGAACCAGAUCCACUCCCGGCAGAACAUCCAGCUCCAGCACCAGAAUUCCAACUCCACCACGGGCGGCCAGAACCUCAGCCAGAGCUUCCUGAGCAGCGAGCUGAGUGGGUCCGACGGGUCAGGUCGCUCCAUGCCCGUCCACACCAUCAUGCCCCAGGAGACCCAGAUCCUGGGAACCCAGUUCCUCACCCCUCCAUCCCAGCACAGCUACUCUGGCCCCAUGGACAACACACCUAAUCACCAGCUUCAGGUGCCCGACCACCCCUUUCUAACUCCCUCCCCCGGAUCUCCUGACCAAUGGUCCAGCUCAUCUCCACAUUCCAACAUGUCUGAUUGGUCAGAGGGCAUCUCGAGCCCACCUACGAGUAUCCACUCUCAGAUGAACCUGAUUCCAGACCAGUUCAAAUAGACAAAACUCAGCCAUAUGGAAACAAACACAUAUGAACAGAACAAUAAAAACAGCUGUUCUUCAAGACAAGAUGGACAAGAUCAAUAGACCUGACUAAAGAUUUUUCCUUUUUUAUUAUCAAUUUUUAUACUAACGACAAGAACAGGUUUUAUUAAUUUUGUAUUUAUUUAUGUACUUUUUUGACAUGGAAUAUAAAGAAGAUGCUUUUAUAUUUAUGGUUUUUUGAUUUGUUUUGGAGAGGGAACAGGGGUGAGAUUAGAGGGUAGGACAGGUGGUCGGGACUACGGUGUAUGAACCACGGAAGCUCCUGAUUGGUUAAAACACUGGCUAUUUAUUGGUGUCUUAAAUUGCUCUCUUCACUAGAUUUCCUUUUGCGCACCAUUUUUUUCACUGUUUUAAUUUGGGAGUGCAUUUGUGAUGUGAUAUUAUGUUUUGUAAAAAUAUUUGCUAUGUUUUUCCUUUGGACUUAAAUAGGAUAUUUGUCUUUUUUAAGUUUCAGUAUUAAUUAAUUAGAUUUUUAACCUUUGUCCUUUUUUCCCAAAUUGAAGCAGGUUUGUUACUGAACUACAAGUCCUUACGUCUUAACAAGCAUGAGCUGGUAGCAAUCGAACCUGUCUCUUAAACCAUGUUCUCACGAGGGUCUGUUUGUUUUGGUCUCUGUUUGUUUUGGUCUCUGUGGGGAAGAUAACCAGUCCGGCUGGAGCCACAUAGAUUUGGGACCAGGCUACCGAUUACUCAUUUAUAUUUAAAAACACACUCUAACAGAAUCUCUUAAUAUCUCCUUGGUAGACUUUCGGCUGAAAGCUUGUCCUUGUGCCUGACUGCCACAUAGGGAGCACAGUUUGAGGACCUAAAAAGGACAGGGAACCUAAUCCCAUCUCUACGCAGUGUCUUGAUUCCCUAAUAUGACUGUAGUCUUUGGGCUAGGAAGAUGUCCUAUCUAUCUUACACAUGCUUUGUCUUACAGGACUGUAUCUGUGUGUAGCUCUUGGGAAACCAACUUUUCAUGGGUGAAUGAGAUUCCCUGUUUUUGUUCUCCAAGUGGAGGACACUUUCUGUGCGUGUACAAGAAAAAUUAAGUUCUCAAAAGAAAGAAAGGAAGUUCUUCUUGUGUGUUGGACAUCAUAUCCUGCUUUCUGUCAGGAGUGCUUAAUUGGUGUCUUAUGUCAUGUUUUAUAAACUAGACCAGAAAUUGAAAAAACGAUGUUUUUAAAUAUGUAAUUCAGAGUUGAUGUACAUGCAAAGCUGUAGUUUGCGAACUAAAAGUAUUUCCUGUUCAAAUGAGUUGUACAAAAAUAUUCUCUUUGAUUCAAAUAAAGAACACUGUUAAGCUUUCA